Molecule: messenger RNA, 7072 nt
Organism: Gavialis gangeticus (Gharial)
Lineage: Eukaryota; Metazoa; Chordata; Crocodylia; Gavialidae
Gene: MAP3K1
Product: mitogen-activated protein kinase kinase kinase 1
Exons: 20
Coding region: 422-4453 (1343 amino acids)
Biological process (GO): protein phosphorylation
Molecular function (GO): ATP binding; protein kinase activity; zinc ion binding
Source: RefSeq, a predicted model, not a curated record
GCGCACGCGUGCCGGGGGCUGCGGAUCCUGCCCUGGGCUCGGUCUGGCGAGGACACGGUUAGUGACUGAACUGCAGCCAUGUCACUUCCAGCCUGUGGCGUGACCGCCCUUCGCCUGGCUGGGACGUGCUGACAGGCUUCACGUCAGGUUCGUGCCUGCACGAUUUGCAGGAUAAUGUAGGCUUGAGCCCUGGGUAUCCUUUACCGACUCUGUAAGACGCUGUUUUUCUUGUUCCCGACGCUUUGAAGAGGAGUAAUCUGGGGACCAGCCUGGCAGGCAUCACUUGGACAAAAUCGUUGUUGCACCUUUUGGUGUCUCUUGCCUGAAGUAAGGACUUUGGGUUCAGGUCUGAUUUGUGACCAGAUUCAACAGCACCUUGCAGGCCACUUCGGAUGUGUAGGCACAAUUACAAGGUCGUGACAUGGAGAAUAAAGAAACCCUCAGGGGGUUGCAGAAAAUGGAUGACCGCCCAGAAGAGCGCAUGAUCAGGGAGAAACUCAAGGCAACUUGCAUGCCAGCUUGGAAGCAUGAAUGGCUGGAAAAGAGAAGUAGGAGAGGCCCUGUGGUGGUAAAACCAAUCCCAGUGAAAGGAGACUGCCCUGAAACCAGCAAACUAUUGCUAGAACCGCAAGCUGAAGGGCAAAGUACUGCUUCUUCACCCACCCAGAAAGGGAGGCGAAGCCCUUCUCCUAGUAGCUCCUCAUCAUCAUCAUCUAGAACUGUUAAAUCUGAAUCACCGGGUGUCAGAAGGAAAAGGGUCUCUCCAGUGCCUUUUCAGAGCGGGCGAAUAACACCACCUCGAAGAGCCCCAUCUCCUGAUGGCUUCUCACCGUAUAGCCCUGAGGAAACAAAUCGUCGUGUUAACAAAGUUAUGCGAGCCAGACUGUACCUGUUGCAGCAGAUAGGACCCAACUCUUUCUUAAUUGGAGGAGACAGCCCAGAUAAUAAAUAUAGAGUAUUUAUUGGGCCUCAGACCUGUAGUUGUGGGCGUGGAACAUUUUGUAUUCAUCUGCUGUUUGUCAUGCUUCGAGUGUUCCAGCUUGAACCGUCAGAUCCAAUGCUGUGGAGAAAGACAUUAAAGAAUUUUGAGGUUGAGAGUUUGUUCCAGAAGUAUCACAGUAGGCGUAGCUCAAGGAUCAAAGCUCCAUCUCGUAACACCAUCCAGAAGUUUGUCUCACGCAUGUCAAAUUCUCAUACAUUGUCAUCAUCUAGUACUUCCACAUCUAGUUCAGAAAACAGUAUGAAGGAUGAAGAAGAACAGAUGUGCCCCAUUUGUUUGCUAGGCAUGCUGGAUGAAGAAAGUCUGACAGUGUGUGAAGAUGGCUGUAGAAACAAGUUACAUCACCAUUGCAUGUCUAUCUGGGCAGAAGAAUGUCGACAAAACAGGGAGCCACUUAUAUGCCCCCUUUGCAGAUCUAAAUGGAGAUCACAUGAUUUCUAUAGUCAUGAAUUGCCAAGCCCUGGGGAUUCUCCUUCUGUCCUCCGUGUGGUUCAGGAGCAAACUCAGCAGCAGCCUACAGCUGGAUCACAAAGGAGAACACAGGAUAGCAGUUUUAAUCUUACUCACUAUGGGGUUCAGCAGAUCCCUUCAGUCUAUAAAGAUUUAGCUGAGCCGUGGAUUCAGGUAUUUGGAAUGGAGUUAGUUGGCUGCUUGUUUUCUCGAAACUGGAAUAUACGAGAAAUGGCACUUAGACGUCUUUCCCAUGAUGUUAGUGGUGCUCUGUUACUGGCUAAUGGUGAAAGCACUGGAAAUUCUGGAAGCAAUGGGAACAACACAAGUGCUGGAGCUCUGGGAGCAGCUAGUGGGUCAUCUCAGACCACUAUCUCAGGAGAUGUUGUAGUGGAAUCCUGCUGCAGUGUGCUGUCUAUGGUCUGUGCUGACCCUGUCUACAAAGUGUAUGUUGCUGCUUUAAAAACAUUAAGAGCCAUGCUGGUAUAUACUCCUUGUUAUACUUUGGCAGAGAGGACAAAACUACAGCGACUUCUCAAACCAGUUGUAGAGACCAUAUUAGUUAAAUGUGCAGAUGCCAACAGCCGCACAAGUCAACUUUCAGUUUCAACACUGUUGGAGAUGUGUAAAGGCCAAGCAGGAGAGCUGGCAGUUGGAAGAGAAAUACUUAAAUCCGGGUCUAUUGGUAUUGGUGGUGUCGAUUACGUCUUAAAUUGUAUUCUUGGAACCCAAACUGAAUCGAACAACUGGCAAGCGCUCCUUGGGCGUCUUUGUCUUAUAGACAGACUCUUAUUGGAAUUCCCUGGUGAAUUUUACCCCCACAUUCUUAGUGGGGACAUUUUACAAGCUGACACUGUAGUAGACAGGUAUAAGAAGCUGUUGUCCCUCUUGAAAUUCACCUUGCAGUCAAUUGAUAAUUCCCACUCAAUGGUUGGUAAACUAUCCCGGAGGGUUUUUUUGAGUGCUGCAAGAAUGGUUGCAAGAGUGCCCCAUGUGUUUAUAAAACUGUUAGAAAUGCUGAGUGUGACAAGCUCAACUCAUUACACAAGGAUGCGUCGACGUUUGAUGGCAAUAGCAGAUGAAAUGGAAAUUGCAGAAGUCAUCCAGCUAAACAUUGAGGAGAUGCGUUCUGUAGAAUGCCGACGUGAUGACUUUAUGCAGCCACCUGUCCCAGAUAACUCUCCAGAAGCAACAGGAAAUAAUACUCCUAACAAUACUAUCCAGUUAUCAGGGAAAAGUGGGAAAGCAUUGCUGAGUGCCAGUCCAGAGGACAUUUCUGAAACAUUGGCUGGCAUGUCUGUGGGACUUCCUGUUUCAUCAGUAACCACUGAGCAACCAAAGCCAGCCAUUCAAACGAAAGGCAGACCCCACAGUCAGUGUUUGAACUCUUCUCCCUCAUCCAGUCAUUCCCAAACAGUAUUCCCAAUGUUACCCUCUCCCUCAACCCCAUCUGUACCAGCUGGCACUGUAACAGAUGUAUCUAAACUCAGACCUCAGGCAUUCAUUCCCUGCAAAAUACCCUCCAUUUCUCCUCAAACCCAACGGAAACUGUCUCUCCAGAUUCAAAGAAACUGUUUGGAAAAUAAGGAUCCAGAGAAGCUUUCCCCAGUUUUUACCCAGGCCAGACCUAUGCCGUCUAAUCACAUACACAGGCCAAAGCCAUCUCGACCCACCCCAUGUGAAAUGACCAAGCAUGUAGAGACCUCAAAAAACAGUAUGACACUUGAUCUGAAGGACAUUUCACAGUGUGAUGGCAAUAGGAACAGCAGUGCAGUUAUACCAAGUGAAGAGUCAGUGUUCACACCAGUGGAGGAAAAGUGCAGUCGGUUGGAUAUUAAUGCAGAGCUCAAUUCUAGUAUUGAGGACCUACUUGAAGCCUCCAUGCCUACAAGUGACGGCACGGUUACUUUCAAGUCUGAAGUCGCUGUUCUUUCUCCUGAGCGAGCAGAAAAUGACAAUACUUAUAAAGAUGAUGUUAAUCAUAAUCAAAAAUGCAAGGAAAAGAUGGAAGCUGAAGAAGAAGAAGCUUUAGCUAUUGCCAUGGCAAUGUCAGCAUCUCAAGAUGCCCUACCAAUAGUUCCUCAACUACAGGUUGAAAAUGGUGAAGAUAUCAUAAUUAUUCAGCAGGAUACACCAGAAACCCUUCCUGGACAUACCAAAGCAAAACACCAUUACAGAGAAGAUAUGGAAUGGCUCAAAGGUCAACAAAUAGGUCUUGGAGCAUUUUCUUCCUGUUAUCAAGCUCAAGAUGUAGGAACUGGGACAUUAAUGGCUGUAAAACAGGUGACGUAUGUCAGGAACACGUCAUCUGAACAGGAAGAGGUAGUCGAAGCACUGAGAGAAGAAAUAAGGAUGAUGAGUCACUUGAACCAUCCUAAUAUCAUUCGAAUGUUGGGUGCUACAUGUGAGAAGAGCAACUACAAUCUCUUUAUAGAGUGGAUGGCAGGGGGAUCAGUUGCUCAUUUGUUAAGUAAAUACGGAGCCUUCAAAGAAUCAGUUGUUAUUAACUACACAGAGCAGCUACUGCGUGGCCUUUCUUACCUCCAUGAAAAUCAAAUUAUUCACAGGGAUGUCAAAGGUGCAAAUUUGCUAAUUGACAGCACGGGUCAUAGAUUAAGAAUUGCUGAUUUUGGAGCUGCAGCCAGGUUGGCAUCAAAAGGAACUGGUGCUGGGGAGUUUCAGGGACAGUUGUUGGGAACUAUUGCAUUCAUGGCACCGGAGGUUCUGAGAGGCCAGCAGUAUGGUAGAAGCUGUGAUGUAUGGAGUGUGGGCUGCGUUGUUAUAGAAAUGGCUUGUGCUAAACCACCUUGGAAUGCAGAGAAACACUCCAAUCAUCUUGCUUUGAUAUUUAAGAUUGCUAGUGCAACUACUGCUCCAUCAAUCCCCCCACAUCUGUCCCCUGGUUUAAGAGAUGUGACCCUUCGAUGUUUAGAACUUCAGCCUCAGGACAGACCUCCAUCCAGGGAGCUACUGAAACACCCGGUCUUCCGUACUACGUGGUAGCUAAUUAUGUAACAUGAUAUGCUGAAGAAGAUGCUACUGACUAUAGAAAUACUUGCCUCGCAGUGCAGUUUAGCACAGCGGCUUGGAUUAUUUUGCUGGCCUUAAUUAUACAUCAUGGACUUAAGGCUGGCAGAGGACCUUUACCUAAGUAUGUGAUUGACAAAUCAAAAUCUUUACCGAAGCUCAGUAUGCAAUACUUCACCAUUUGUGCAGAAAUAUGUAAAUGGUGCCUUUUCAAAGAUCUGGCUCUAAGUGAACAAGAAAACAUUUUUCUUUAAAUCUGCAUGAUUAUUUAGCAGAUAAGUGAUUUUUAUUUUAUUUGGAGCACUUUUUCAGCAAUAUUAGCAGCUGAGGGGCUCAGGAUCUGUUUAAUAUAGCAAUCACUGUUCCAUUUCACAUCAUGUGGUCAUAAACAGAGGGUUCUGCAGUUCCAUUCAGUUUUUCAUCACUGGUUAAAAGGAAGUUCUGUAUCUGUUCCUUUGACUUCACAAAGUACACUCUGAGUGGAGUAACAAAAACAAAUGUUGGUGGAUAAGUUUUCAAACCAUAUUUUGCCGUCAUUAUAGAUGAGCAGGCAGUUGUGGUUCACUGUGCGUUUACUGCUGGCACUGUAAUUUCCUUUUUGAAGUUACGGUUCUAUAUUUUCAUUAUAUUUAACAUUCAGGGAAAGGUGAUCAUUUAAAAUAAAAUAAAAAAUCUUUAGAACUAGGUGCAAACUGUAUGUCACUGAAUAUCUUGCUGAUGCAAGAAUUUUUACUGCAGGUUUAUUUGAAAUCUGGAAUAAAAUAAUAAAAUGCCACCUUCAGCAAGUCAGUGUUUCAGGCUCUGAUAGUACAGGUUACUUAAAUACAGAAAGCAAGAUUGAUCUUCAUAAGUCAACGCCCAACCCAGGUCAUGCUAAAUCUUAGUUUUUCAGGGUUGCUUUUUUUUUUCUUCAAUCUAGUAAUUUCCUCUUGUAAACCAUGUAGACAGGUUUCAUAUAAAGGGUCUCCAUCACAGCUCCCUUGAAAGUCAAAGGGAGAUUUGCCCCUUAAUAUCAAUGGAGGCAGAAGCAGGGUCUAAAUCAAGUCUUACUUUGUGACAACACUGUUUUCACAUUCAUUACUGAUACCAAGUUUUAACUGCUGUUUUCCUUCUGCCAUACAUCAUCCAUGUACAGAAGCAACUGGUGUUAAUGUAAUUUGGAAGUCUCUUACCAAUAUUGUUUAAGUGUAAUAAGGGUGUUGUUUUUAACAGGAAAUGAUCCUCAAUUUGAAAAGCAAGUUAAGGUAAAAUGUGAAGUAAAGCUUCACCUGUUGUAUGGAACUUUCUUGUUUUUUAACAGGUGUUUCCUUUAAAAGUUUUAAAUUGUUUUAAAGACAGGCUUUCAGAUUCUGAUGCAUGGAAUUCUGAAGGAAAAUGGCAGCUGUUCUUUUGCUUUUUAAGGGGGUCUUUUAAAUGAGUACUGAUUGUUUUAAUUCAUUUUUUAAAUAACUGUUCAAGUUUUAACUCUUCAGAAGCCAGUUGAAUUGUUGGACUGAAAUAGAAUUGGUUAUUUUCAAAGACUCAGGACAAACUAAAUAAGCUAUAGUACAUUAAAAAUGUACAACAAUACACAAAUUGGAAAAAGAACAAGUUUAAGAGAAGUUUACAGGAAUAAUAAUGCUCAUAUAAAUAAAAAGCCGUGUCAUUAGAUGUGAAUGUGUAUUUCUUUUUGAAAUUUUACAUUCCUUUUUAUUUUAUUAUAUUUUUGGAAGUUUGGCAAACUUUGAAGAGUUAAAAGGAAAAUAAAGUGCCGAAAUGUGAAGUUUGGUAGCUCUGUUUUGUACUUGAUUUUCUUUGUUUUGUUUUUUGUUUUUGUUGGGGGGUUUUCGACUGCUUUAGAAUUUUUCAUGAUUCUAAUAAGAUUGGUUCCAAGUCAUUUUUAUGUGCAAGCUUUAAAGGAUGCACUCUUGCCAAUUUAUGUACUGGAAAAAUAAAUUGCUAGAUUAAUAUUGUUUCUGGCAUAAAUGUAAAACUAUAUAAACUGAUGAACCUCAGCUAAUCAGUAUUACUUUAUAGAUCACCAUACCUACCACAUUUCAGACUCAAACUGCCUCUAGAUGUCCAAAUGCAUUUGUUUGAGUUUGUUUGCAUUUCCCUCAGCUUGCUGGUAAUUGUGGUGUUUUUAAAAUGCAGAUGUGAUGUAAUAUUCUUAUUUUCUUUGGAUCAAAGCUGGACUGAAAAUUGUAUUGUGUAAUUAUUUUUGUGUUCUUAAUGUUAUUUGGUACUUAAGUUGUAAAUAACGCCUACUGCUGUUUAUUCCAGUUUCUACUACCUCAGGUGUCCUAUAGAUUUUCUUCUACCAAAGUUCACUUUCACAAUGAAAUUAUAUUUGCUAUGUGACUGAUUCCUAAGACUUCCAGGGCUUAAGGGCUAACUUCUAUUAGCACCUUACUGUGCAAGCAAAUUUUACAGAAAUCUCUGGGUUAAGAAAUUUGGCUUCAUUGUAUCCUUUGUUAUUUUAAAUAUAUCAAGAUAUUUUAAUUAAAAGUUUUUACCCCAUUGAACCAAUUUUAUAUAGUAUAAUUUGUACCUAUUUUGGUGUUUUUUGUCUUUAUAGUAAAUAAAAGUUUUUGAACAAAAGUGUUCUUUUCAUGA